Messenger RNA from Phyllopteryx taeniolatus (common seadragon), 3234 nucleotides. It is a transcript of the gene echs1, whose product is annotated as enoyl CoA hydratase, short chain, 1, mitochondrial. The record is from RefSeq and is a predicted model, not a curated record. Gene Ontology annotation, biological process: fatty acid beta-oxidation. NCBI's taxonomy places the organism in Eukaryota, Metazoa, Chordata, Actinopteri, Syngnathiformes, Syngnathidae. Gene Ontology annotation, cellular component: mitochondrion. Gene Ontology annotation, molecular function: enoyl-CoA hydratase activity. Bases 1880 to 2758 code for a protein of 292 amino acids. The transcript has 8 exons.
UUUAUGGUUUCAUUUACAGAAGAACAUUGAUGUGAGCCAUUCUCAAACUAGCAAAUAUUUUGAUGCUGUUGAGAGCAAUUCCAAAUAAAAGCUAAUUUGAUGCGAUAUCUCUGCAGUGUGCAUAUGUAUGUAUUUUGUAUAUCAAAAUAUCUGAUUUUAUUUUUUAUUCUCCCCCCUUCAAAUUGUCUUAAGAAAUGAUUACAAAUCUGCCUGAGGUUAUGUCAAACCAAACGAACAGGUUUGUACAUGAUUGACAAUGGUACAUAAUAAUAAGCUUGGCGAUAUGUAUUAUACGCCAUAUUUUCCAAUGAACCAUUCUUUAAUGCAUUUUCAUCUCACCGUGCUAAUUAGCCUGUAGCUCAUUGUAGCCUUCAUCUAAUGGAUUCAAAUAAUGAAAAUAGUAGGUUCCUGUCCCGUAACAAUGACAGCAUCCCAAUGUUUGGUGCUUACCUUGUUCUUUGUUUAUCUUCAACACACAAAGAAGAAGAAACGGAGGAUGCUGGUGCGCGUUCACGAGGAUGGCGGCGCGGGAACGAGCAGCGCGCUGAGUAUUGCUGUGGUACCACGAAGCAUAGACAUCAAAUAUGCCUAGAUCACGCCUUGUGCGGGUUAGCCCGUUGCUGCUGCACGUCAGCAAAUCCGUCAUAUUGGAUGUGUCAUAUCUAACGUAAUGUAAGUCAAUGGACAGAACUUCAUAAAGCAACAUCCUACAAACAAGUAUACAAAAAUUCAUGCCUCAUGCUUACUGCUAUAUAUAUUUCAAUAUUUAUCAUUAAAGUGACGUGUUGCAUACAUUGGUGACUGCAUGCAAAAAUUACGAAAAUGCACGUUUUUGGUGCUGAAUACUGAAUAUCCUAAACAAGGAGUAAAUUAUAAUCAUCACAUUAAAAAUGAUAUACGUUGUUUUUGUGCCUAUCUGUUUCCCAAACUACACACGCACACACACACUUUUGGAAACAGAAUGGCAUCACAAACAAUCAAUUAUAAUCUGAUGACUAUAAAUUCAAUGUUUAUUCCUUAUAUGUUGCUAUAGUAAAGCACCAAACCAAAUAUAUAUUUGCUGUUUUCAUGAGUGUUUACAGAUACCAAUGUAUGUAAUAUGUAAAUAGAUAAAUAUGUAAUGGUAACACGUAAUGAUAAAUAUUUAGAUAUCAAUAUGAAAUAGUUAAUCUAUUCUAUAAUAACCUGUUCCUGAAAUCUAUGUGUGACGUGGGAUUCUGAAUAAAGAGCGCCAAGUUUGCAUUUUGACAGAUAUUGAUUAGUCAUUUUUAUAUUCAGUGAUUUAGUUACUAAUAAUGGCAAGCACUUAAGACAGCUACCAAAAAGAGUACCUGUAGUUAUUUCGGGGCUAUUAAAAACUAUUUUAUAAUGGCUAAAAACAAUAAAAAGUCAGCGUUCAGUCUUCCCAUGAGUUCUAGCUUUAAAGCGGUAUUCGGUGGCUAUAGCUCUGAACGCAGCAAAUGAACGAGGCAUCUUGAGCGUCGCUCCUCUUUGCCACAUCCAAGAUGACGGAGAAGUUGACGUACGACGAAGCCAGUUCAAGGUAUAAUUGAUGUCCAUUGGUACCAAGCCAGUGUGUAGGUUGUCUCGAGCUAGUUCUUCGAAUUAAAAUGUAUAUAUAUUUACCACAUCAUAUUUAGCUAUAUGUGUAUAUCUAGCUGACUAGAUGUGUAGCUAUAUAUCAAAUUGGCUAACUAUUUAUCAAAUUAUCGAGCUAACUAUCCAAGUAGUUACGCCCAAGUACACUAGGUAGCGGUAGUGCUACGAUAUAUUUGAACGUGAACCGCUGUUCGGCGAAGAAGAAGAAGAAAGGUACCAGGAAACACGGUGCGCUUUAUUUGUAGUCACAAGUUGAAAGUCGAACAGUCUUUUGGUGGUCAUGGCGUUUGUUUGCAGAAAUGCUGCCGCACUGCUGAAAUUGAGCCGAGCAACACCCGCCUUGCUCUCGACUGCCGUCCGCCUGUGCAGCUCGGGUGUCCACUAUGAGUAUAUUAUGGUGGAGAAGCGAGGAGAGAAGAAGAAUGUGGGUUUCAUCCAGUUGAAUCGCCCUAAAGCUCUCAACGCGCUGUGUGAUGGCUUAAUGAAGGAGGUGGGUCAGGCCUUGGACGCCUUCGAGAGCGACGGAGACGUGGGUGCCAUCGUCAUCACUGGCAGCGAAAGGGCGUUUGCAGCCGGAGCGGACAUAAAAGAAAUGCAGAAUCGAACUUUCCAGGAGUGUUAUGGGGGGAACUUUCUGGCUCACUGGAACAGAGUAUCCACUGUGAAGAAGCCUGUGAUUGCUGCUGUCAACGGAUUUGCAUUGGGAGGAGGCUGCGAGUUGGCGAUGAUGUGUGACAUCAUCUACGCUGGAGAGAAGGCACAGUUUGGCCAACCAGAGAUCAUGUUGGGGACCAUCCCUGGGGCAGGGGGCACCCAGCGUCUGACCCGUGCGGUGGGCAAGUCUCUGGCCAUGGAGAUGGUGCUGACAGGAGACAAAAUUACUGCCCAAGAAGCUAAGCAGUCAGGUUUGGUGAGUAAAAUUUGCCCCGUUGACCAGCUGGUGUCUGAAGCGGUGAAAUGUGGUGAGAAAAUUGCCACUAAUUCCAAACUGGUGUCCGCCAUGGCCAAAGAGGCAGUUAAUGCAGCCUUCGAACUGACUUUGGCCGAGGGCAAUCGUUUGGAAAAGCGUUUGUUCCACGCAACGUUUGCUACGGAUGAUCGUAAGGAGGGUAUGACUGCAUUUGUGGAGAAGAGAAAAGCCAAUUUUCAGGACAAGUGAUCUGCUGAAGAAACUCCAAACCGAUCAUUGUGCUACUUGUGCACCAAGUUGAUUGAUGGCAGUAGAACAUGGAAGAUGUUUUAUCUCCCUGUUAAGGACUAGACCUGUGGAAUUUCAUCUAGCCUAUCAGUGAACACAUAUGAUAUUCCUGUUAUAUACCAUCAUAAACAUGGAAUAACAAAGCAAACAGAUCUUGUAUGUACUACAAAAAGUGGCAAUAUGGUUGGCAUUUUCCAUUUCAAUAAGUUCCCUAUUAUAAAAGGGUGAAUUCGGAUUUGAGUGAUUUAGUGCACGUUAUUUAUUUUGUUUUGUUUUUCCAGCUUGCAGCCCUGACAACUGAGGGCGCAGUUUAUGUACAAUAAAAGUUAACCAGUUGGAUGGUUUCAAGCCUUUUUCACUCUCAACAUAAGUGUGCCUUUUUCUGAAGUUUCUUGUCUGUGUACAUUUUGCAAAUAAAACCUAAUAAUUGGUGUCUA